GAGAAUCUACAGUCUUAAAACUUUCUACAGUAACCCCAAAACAAAAGGCCGCCGACAAUUCCAAGGGUUUGAGAUUUCUGAGAUGAACUCGAUUCAACGUUUCUCGUUAACGCGGCGGUUGAGCAGCGUCGAGUCCUAUCUACGGCAUCUCUGCGGAGGAGCGUUCCGUGUAGGCGUGAAGGACGAAGGAGACUGGUUCUACUCGCAGGAAUGGUGGGACCCUCACGAACGCGGUCACACCGUUUCACAAUCUUCUUCGAGCAGAGGAAACGGUCUUGUUUCUGUCGUCGCCCACCCUUCUUCUCUUCCCAGUAGAGAAUCAUGGGCAGAAACUGAAGGAUGGCUAGAUAAUAGGUAUAUGGAGAUAAUGGGAAGAGACGGUGAGAAGUUUAAGAUACUUGGAUAUCAAUGGAGAUCACUUCGCUUCAACGAUGAUACUCGACAAAGCACUGUGAAAGUCAUGGCUGCUUGUAGAGCAUUGCAACCGAGUUCCAUUUUCUACAUGCAACACCCUCAUUGCCUUGCUGUUCCAUAUUUGAAGAGCAUGGUUUCAGUGGGAUUGACGUCUCUAGCAGCUUCGAAAUAUGAUAUGACGAAUGCAGCUAUUGGGAAGAAACAAAUGCGCAUAUUAUGCGUUGGUCACGGUGGAGGAAGCUUACCGUUGUUUUUAGCUAAUCACAUUCUUGGUGCUCUUGUUGACAUAGUUGAGAUCGACCCAGUAGUUAUUUCAGAGUCAGUUCGAGCAAUGGGCUUCCCUGCAUUCUCUGUCAUGACAGCAACAGGGAAACGUGCGUUACCAACUCCUGACAUUAUUGACCAAGUGAUGUGGCGAGGCAUCCACGAGAGACUCUUCCUCUACGAGUCAGAGGCUAAGGAAUUCAUUCUCAAUAACCAAAAUAAUUCUUAUGACAUUAUCUUCAUGGAUGCUUACGAUGGAGCAGACAUUUUUCCACAUAGUCUGUGGGAUUCCAAUUCUCUGUUCAUGAAAGCUCUGAGCGAAAGACUUCACCAUGAGCAUGGGACUCUGGUGGUGAACCUUCACUCUGAUGCGGACAUCUCAGAUUUAGACAGAUCAAAUGAAGGUGUAACAACGGGAAAGUAUGUUAGGAAAGUCGGUAAAGCCUAUAAAAAGGGUUUAAUGGAGAAUCAGAGGAAUGGAUUGGUUUUUGCUUGUGAAGUUCCAUGGCUAUGUAAUGUAUCUCUGGUGGUGAGCAGAGGCAUGAGUUCAGAUGGAAGACGUAGAGACCAAAUCAAGACCAGUCUUAUGAAGACUUCCUUACAAGUGGACAAAAUCCUUCGUCUUCCUUUCUCUUGCUUGGAUUACCUGAAAACUGGUCUUGCUAUCAUAUAAAUUGAUCUCCAAAUAUGAGAGCUGCCAGAUGGUCUGUCUGCCCCCAAUUGCGUUUGUCCAUGCACACCAUUUGUUUACGGAGACUGUAAUUGGUCAGUACGAAACGGAACACUUACCACAGCCGAUGAAGACCAUGUACAGAUAGAAUUGUCACUGACGGCCCAAUUUUGUGGACUGUUUUUUACUAUUUCAUUAACCUGUGUAUUACAAAUUGGUGUUUUCUCUUUAAAGAGAAAUAUAAGCAAAAUUAAAAAUAAGUUUGGUAUACAUGUUAUAAUAUGAGUGUGUAUUUAUUAGACUUUGUAUAGAAAAAUUAAAACUCUUAUGAUUUCUUCAAUGAGUAAUUCAAAGUAAUUUGUUGGAUAGUUA
Brassica napus (rape) is the source of this 1720-nucleotide messenger RNA. RefSeq lists its product as uncharacterized. The coding region runs from base 83 to 1351 and encodes 422 amino acids. NCBI's taxonomy places the organism in Eukaryota, Viridiplantae, Streptophyta, Magnoliopsida, Brassicales, Brassicaceae. The transcript has 5 exons. The record is from RefSeq and is a predicted model, not a curated record.